AUGACUUGCACGGGUUCCUUGGUCUUCAGGGGUGGAGACAGCGAGGGGAGGGGGCCCGGAAGCCCGGAAAGGUGUGCCCCUGCCCUCCACGGCGCGCGCAGGAAGGCCUCUCAGGCUCCCCCAGCAGCCAUCCUCAGCCGUCUGCUCCGGCACCGGCCGUCACCAGGGGGCGCGCUCCGACCUCCGGCACCGGCCGGCCUGGAGGCGCGGGACCCGGCGCUCGGAGCCAGGACUUGGGGCCCGCCUGUCGGGAGUUCGUGUGGUGAGGAAGAGAAGAGUAAACAAUGGGGUGAGGGCUUGUCCCUAAAUACUGGCAAGGUGGCUGCCAGUUAUGAAAAACCUCCUCCUGGGCUUAUCAAGGAAGAUGAGACUAAGCCAGAAGACUGUAUACCAGAUGUUCCAGGCAAUGAACAUGCCAGGGAGUUUCUGGCUCAUGCACCAACUAAAGGACUUUGGAUGCCACUGGGGAAAGAAGUCAAAGUUAUGCAGUGUUGGCGUUGUAAACGAUAUGGUCACCGAACAGGCGACAAAGAAUGCCCUUUUUUUAUCAAAGGCAACCAAAAGUUAGAACAGUUCAGAGUAGCACAUGAAGAUCCCAUGUAUGACAUCAUACGAGAGAAUAAAAGACAUGAAAAGGAUGUAAGGAUACAGCAGUUAAAACAGUUACUGGAGGAUUCCACCUCAGAUGAAGAUGGGAGCAGUUCUAGUUCCUCAGAAUGUAAAGAGAAACACAAGAAAAAGAAGAAGAAAGAAAAGCAUAAGAAAAAGAAGAAAGAAAAGAAAAAGAAGAAAAAACGAAAGCAUAAGUCUUCCAAGUCAAAUGAGAGUUCAGACUCGGAUUGACAAGAAAUUGACUUGUUCAACAUUCUCUUCUCAAAAAUCAAACCCUGUGGCCAAAGAUCAGAGGAAUGUGGAAUCGGAGAGAAACGAGAGAGAGACACCAAGAGAAGAGGAUAUUUGGUGUUACUCGUGUGAAUUCCCACCUACUUUCCAGUAAAGAUGUGACCCACAGGAGAGGGGGUUGUGUCUUCCCGGGUGCUAGCUCUGCACAGUGGCUGAUUUCAGGCAGGACAUCUUUUUUCAGUGUCCUCCUCCCUGCUGAUCACUGCAACUUGUGAUUCCUCAGAAAUGCCUCUGCCAGGGUGGCUGGACCAAGGAAUCUUGGAGGAAGCUCCUCCAGAUGCUGCCGCAGCUUCCACCCUCCACGGUGGGGCACUUAAUUCCCACAGGCUUCAGGCUUGACUCUCUCUGUUGUUGAGGACAAUAAAAGCUGAUUAUUUUU
Ceratotherium simum simum (southern white rhinoceros) is the source of this 1282-nucleotide messenger RNA. The record is from RefSeq and is a predicted model, not a curated record. Lineage: Eukaryota; Metazoa; Chordata; Mammalia; Perissodactyla; Rhinocerotidae.